CAUCCUUUUUGUUACUGUACGAUACGAACACCACUACUUCGAUUUGAAGUGCAGAUUGGUCACAGCAACAACGACGAGAUCGGAUCGGUUCUGGAAGGAGGCAGAUCAAAAGAGAAGACUUCAAUAAUCUUAUCGAUGAUCAAGCGUUCAAGUAAACACGGCAAGAUAAACAAUGAACGAUCGGGAGCUGGGAUCCCUCCCGGCCGCAAAAUCGGCACUGGAGGCACCGUUGGACGAUGAUCGAUCUCUGCGCGUUCCUUGCUACUGCGAAGAGAACGUUUGGCGCCUCGCGUAUCGAAAAACCUAUCUUCAGAAACAUCAAAACAAGAUAGACACGCCGAACAAAUCGUGUUCGUAUCACGUGGCGUUUGUCUCCAAUCCCAAGGGAUGCGUUCCGAUGUUUGAACAAGUCGCGGCAGCGGACCGAGAGAAUCCUGUCUUCUGGGACUAUCAUGUAAUACUGCUAAUGUGCGAAGAGGACGAUUCGUCAACAGCACGAAAGGGGCACGUCUUUGACAUUGAUAGCCAUCUACCGUAUCCGUGUCCUCUUGAUGAAUAUAUCGAAAGGGCAUUUCCAAACCACACAGAAUGGAAGGACGAAUAUUUACCAUUUUUCCGGUAAGCAAAUAUUUUAUCAUGUAAAAGCGCACAACGUGUUCACAGGAAGUAGGUGUCGGUAACGACGUGCAGAUCACUUCUGAAACUCAUAUCCUCGUUUCUAUGGAAAAGUGUUGUUGAUGCUUCGGUGUAUUUGCGCCAUUUCUCGAGUGAUCGUUCGCAUAUGUUUGAUAAUGAGAAAAAGAAAUGGAAUGCCCCGCCUCCACUCUACGACUGCAUUGUGCCAUCGGAAACAAAAAAAAGGAUUGAUUUGAACGGCACGAAUAACAACACUUCAACCACCACAUUUCACCAAUACAUGACAAUUUCCAAGAAUGAUGUCGUAGACUCUCGACAACAGCAUCAACAACAAAAUAGCAAAUAUGAAGACAGCCCAUUUGGUAGGAUAUACUCCUUGUCUCAACUUAUACAACGAUUCGGGAUCCACAAAUAACACCUGUUCACUGUCACGGGGAGAUAAAUCAACGUGAUAGAUCGUUACAGAAAUUUUGUUCCCUUUGCAACAAGAGUGUGCGCAUACGAGGAGAUACAAUGCGUCGUCGUCGUCAUAUCAUGGAUCAAUGGUAUCUUUCAGAUCCAAUAAUUGUGUAUACGAGAAUCUUUGAAAGGGAGAUGAAGCGAUGGCGGUCUGUGAAACAAUCUAGAAGUAGUGUUCUCGCGAUCUGCAAAUGUUUCAUUGAAUUCGUUUGGAGAAAGAUUCGGAAUGACAGUUUGCACUUUGAGUUGCAAUUUGUUUUUUUCGUGUUCUAGAAUGCUUCACCCACUGCUAUUCAAAUGCAUACUAAUUAGCAUGUACCUCGCUCGAAUAACAAACAUAAUAAUAACAUGAUCGGGCA
Molecule: messenger RNA, 1454 nt
Organism: Pseudo-nitzschia multistriata
Lineage: Eukaryota; Bacillariophyta; Bacillariophyceae; Bacillariales; Bacillariaceae
Source: the annotation of a GenBank genome assembly